Eutrema salsugineum is the source of this 768-nucleotide messenger RNA. Its product is annotated as membrane protein PM19L. The transcript is spliced from 4 exons. The record is from RefSeq and is a predicted model, not a curated record. NCBI's taxonomy places the organism in Eukaryota, Viridiplantae, Streptophyta, Magnoliopsida, Brassicales, Brassicaceae. The coding region runs from base 102 to 614 and encodes 170 amino acids.
CUUGUGAUUAUCCCAAGAUAGAAACAGAGAAAAGGACCUGUCUGCUGUUUUGAGAAGUCUUUUUAAAAAUAUAUAUAUUUGUCGGAGAAUCUUUACAAGACAUGGCUUCAGGAGGAUCAAAGUCGGCAGCUUUCAUGCUUCUGAUGCUGAAUCUUGGUCUCUAUUUCGUCGUCACCGUCAUCGCUUCCUGGGCUGUUAAUCACGGCAUCGAGAGAGCUCGCGAGUCUGCGUCGGUGCUGUCUCUUCCGGCGAAGAUCUUCCCGAUAUUCUUCCCGGUGGGGAACAUGGCGACUGGUUUUUUCGUAAUAUUCUCGUUGAUCGCCGGCGUCGUCGGAAUGGCCACAUCACUCACCGGAGUCAUGAACGUUCUUCAGUGGGACUCUCCGAAUCUCCACUCCGCCGCCGCUUCCUCUCUCAUUUCCUGGGCUCUCACUCUCCUAGCCAUGGGAUUGGCCUGUAAGGAGAUCAACAUAGGCUGGACUGAAGCAAAUCUGAGAACUCUUGAAGUGAUGACAAUAAUUGUGAGUGCUACUCAGUUGUUGUGCACCGGAGCUAUUCACGUCGGAGUUGGAGAAACAGUCGCCGGAGAAAGGCCUCAUGUUGGCAGAGUUUGAGUUUCUAGAUUGACAGAAAUAUACAUAUUGAUUUGGUUUCUUCUUUUGUGUGUUGUGUGUGUUAUUCUGAUUUUUUUUUCUCGUCUAUUUUUUUUUUCUUUUUAAAUUCUAUACCUUGAUUGUAUAAAAUGCUUUAAAGGAUUUUAUUAUCGUU